AUGAACUCCGAGAAACAGAGCUCGUACUGUGGUAUAUUUUAUCAGACCAACUUGUAUGCCCGCAGUGCUCUUGUUCAGGGCUCAUUGUUACUGUGUUCACAGCCUAAAGAAUGCAAUGGCAUCAAAAUUCCAGUUGAUACCAGCAAGCCAAAUCCCAACGAGGUGGAGUUUGAUAACCUGUAUUUGGAUAUGAAUGGUAUUAUUCAUCCAUGCACCCAUCCGGAGGACAAACCAGCGCCCAAAAAUGAAGAUGAAAUGAUGGUUGCCAUUUUUGAGUACAUUGACAGACUUUUCAACAUCGUCAGGCCAAGACGACUUCUCUACAUGGCAAUAGAUGGAGUAGCACCCCGGGCAAAAAUGAAUCAGCAGAGGUCCAGACGAUUCAGAGCAUCAAAGGAAGGAAUGGAAGGUGCAGAAGAGAAGCAAAGGAUAAGAGAAGAAAUUCUGGCAAAAGGUGGCUUUCUUCCUCCGGAAGAAGUGAAAGAGAGAUUUGACAGCAAUUGCAUUACACCAGGAACCGAGUUUAUGGACAAUCUUGCUAAAUGCCUUCGCUAUUACAUUGCUGAUCGUUUAAACAAUGACCCAGGGUGGAAAAAUUUGACAGUUAUUUUAUCUGAUGCAAGUGCUCCUGGUGAAGGGGAACACAAAAUCAUGGAUUACAUUAGACGACAGAGAGCGCAACCAAACCAUGACCCAAACACUCAUCAUUGUUUAUGUGGGGCUGAUGCUGAUCUGAUCAUGCUUGGACUAGCUACCCAUGAACCAAACUUCACUAUAAUUAGAGAAGAGUUUAAACCGAAUAAACCCAAACCUUGUGGUCUCUGUAAUCAGUUUGGACAUGAGGUGAAGGAUUGUCAAGGUAUACCAAGAGAGAAACAAGGAGAGCAUGAUCAGUUUGCAGAUUGUCCUCCUGGCUCGGAACAAGAGUUUAUCUUUAUCCGAUUAAAUGUACUGCGAGAGUAUUUGGAAAAAGAACUAACUAUGGCCAGCCUGCCUUUUACUUUUGAUAUUGAGAGAAGCAUAGAUGACUGGGUCUUCAUGUGUUUCUUUGUGGGGAAUGACUUUCUUCCUCAUUUGCCAUCUUUGGAGAUCAGGGAGGGUGCAAUUGAUCGUCUAGUUGGCAUAUAUAAAAACGUGGUGCACAAAACCGGGGGCUACCUCACAGAGAGUGGCUACGUCAACCUACAGCGAGUACAGAUGAUCAUGUUGGCUGUUGGGGAAGUUGAAGAUAGCAUUUUUAAAAAGAGGAAGGAUGAUGAGGAGAACUUCAAAAGGCGACAAAAAGAAAAAAGGAAAAGAAUGAAGAGGGAUCAGCCGUCUUUUAUUCCUGGUGGCCAGUUUUCGCCUCAAGCUUUGGGGAGAGGAAAUAGAUCUAGUCCUCAGGCGAUCAGUAACCCGAGGCAGGCCGCCUAUGAAAUGAGAAUGCAGGACAAACAGAAUACGACUCCUUCAGCGUCUCCUAAUACUAGUUUCACAUCUGAUGGCACCCCAUCCCCAGCAGGAGGAAUUAAGCGAAAAGCGGAAGACAGUGACAGUGAACCUGAGCCAGAGGAUAAUAUCAGGUUAUGGGAAUCUGGUUGGAAACAGCGGUACUAUAAGAACAAAUUUGAUGUUGAUGUGACUGAUGAGAAAUUCCGCCAUAAAGUUGUACGAUCUUAUGUUGAAGGCCUUUGCUGGGUUCUCAGAUACUAUUAUCAGGGUUGUGCUUCCUGGAAGUGGUUCUAUCCUUUCCAUUAUGCUCCAUUUGCCUCUGACUUUGAAGGUAUUGCAGACCUGCCCUCAGACUUUGAGAAGGAUACAAAGCCGUUCCGACCACUUGAACAACUCAUGGGAGUAUUUCCAGCGGCUAGCGGUAACUUUCUGCCACUGACGUGGCGGAAGCUCAUGACUGAUCCAGAAUCCAGUAUAAUUGACUUCUACCCUGAAGAUUUUGCUAUUGAUCUGAAUGGGAAGAAAUUUGCUUGGCAAGGUGUUGCUCUGUUGCCAUUCGUUGAUGAGCGCCGGCUGAGAGCUGCUCUGGAAGAGGUUUACCCUGACCUCACUCCUGAUGAAAACAGAAGAAAUAGUCUUGGUGGUGAUAUUCUGUUUGUCGGGAAACAUCAUUCGCUUUGUGACUUUGUUUUAGAACUGUACAAAUCCAAUACCACAGAGCCAAUGGACAUCCCCCCUGAAUUGUGCCAUGGAAUCCAAGGAAAACUUACACUGACUGAAAACGCAGUUCUCCCAGAUGAGACAGUACAGUCUCCUGUUCCAUUGUUGCGUGAUCUGACACAGAAUUCGGCCAUCUGUAUCAAUUUCAAAGAUCCACAAUUUCAAGACGACUUUGUUUUCAAAGCUGUAAUGUUACCUGGAGCAAAAAAACCUGCAACAGUUCUGAAACCAGGUGACUGGGAAAAAACCAACAAUAAUGGGAGGCCUUGGAGGCCCCAGCUUGGUUUUAAUCGAGACAGAAGGCCAGUUCAUUUGGACCAGUCAGCAUUCAGAACUUUAGGUCUACUUAGGAAGAAGCACUCGGGGUCAGUGUGGACCACAACACCGCAAGGGGCUUAUCAGGGAAAUCCGUACAGACCGCUGUUAGGUGGGCAGCCACAGAUUCCUAAAUUGUUGUCAAAUCUACGGCCCCAAGAAUCGUGGCGAGGGCCCACACCUCUGCUGCAGCAGCCGCCCCAAAGAUACGACAGAAAUUCUGGGGCUGCCCCCCUUCUGUCUUGGAACCGCAUGCUGCAAUCCCAGGGUGCGGCAUUCCAGCAAAAUCGGUACCAAGGCCUAGGUGGACCAAUGAAUUACCCACACAGACCUGAUGAUCGAAUGGAUAGGGGAAGACAGGGAUAUGCUGGGAGGCCCUACCCUUUACCUCCUCCGGCAGGAAGAUACAACUGGAAUUAGUCUUCUGACAUCGUCCAUCAUCAAACCCUGUUUUUACAAUAGCUGAAGAAAUGAGGCAUCUUUAAGAAACUUGCUCGUAGUUUUUAACUACAAUAUGUGUUUUAACUGUGUAUAUUUCUUACUGAUAACGGAUGGGGGAAGGGUUUUUAUGUUGCUUUGAAACAGUGUGCUGGAGAAGACAUACAAAGCACUUACAAUGUGCUUGAGAGAGACAUUUUGUGAAGUAGGAGUACUGCUCUGCCUUUAUUACUAGUUAAGCAUCAAUUGCGUAUGCCUGUCAUUUGCAAAUCAAAACACCCUUUAGCUCACAACUUAAGAGCCCAAAAAUAGAUACUGAUUUUUAAAGAAUGUCUAGAAAUAGGGUUUUAUUGGCUGUUCAGAUAGGCACAGCAGGCAGUCUAAGAAACACAAUGUUUAAAGACACGCUUUUGUCUGUAUUCUUUUUAAGAACACUUCAUUGAUGUAUUUGUCUCGAGUUUGAUUUCUGGACUUCUAAGUAAAAAUGUUUCAACUUUUACAA
Messenger RNA from Pelodiscus sinensis (Chinese soft-shelled turtle), 3406 nucleotides. Lineage: Eukaryota; Metazoa; Chordata; Testudines; Trionychidae. The record is from RefSeq and is a predicted model, not a curated record.